CGGACGUGUGAAAUUGCAACAGAGGACUUUGGAAACUUCCUCUCGGAUGAGGAGAUUGGGGACGCGCGCAGCACGCAUGCACACUGAUGCCCGGAUUUAAAUCUCUUCAGGAAUGCAUUUUCUCUCAAUUUGUCUUUGAAAACCAGACUUUUAGCUGAGAGCACAGAUGGAGUCAGAAGAGAAUAAGAUAUCAGUUUGGGUCUGCAGAGAAGAAAAGCUGGUCCUGGGCUUGACGAAGCGCACCACCUGCACGGAUGUGGUCAAAGUGCUCCAGGAGGACCAAAACCACCAGCACGGAGUCUCCAAGGCGCAGCCGUUCUGCAUCAUGGAGAAGUGGAGAGGUUUCGAGAGGAUUUUACCAAACAAAACCAAAAUCUUACGCCUUUGGUUUGCUUGGGGGGACGAACGGAUGAACGUGAGGUUUGUCCUGGUCAAAAGUGAGGCGUCUUUUUCCAAACACGCAGCCCAGAGUUCAGAGGCGCGCGUGGUGCCCAGCAAGCAGAGCCCCUGCGUCACCAAGGGGGAAGCGCGCCCCACAAUGGGGGGCAUCUCGCCCGAAAAACAGCGUCGGAUAGUCAGGAAAGCCUUCAGAAAGUUGGAAAAGAUAAACAAAAAGAAGACGCGCGCUGCGCAGGGUGACGCGUCAUGCGCAGAGAGGAUGGAAACCCUGGUGAACGUGGUGGUUUAUCAGGAUCACACGAUCCGCCAGCAGACCCAGAGGCUCUCAGAACUGGAUGCAGAGAUUGAAAAGUGUGAGGCAAAGGUGCAUUUUGACAGAAUCAAAACACAUGGAGUUAAUUAUGUCCAGAACACGUAUUUGGGUGCUGACCCAGACUCCAGCCCAGAGAGGCUCGGAAAGGCUGCAAGUGGGAGUCUGGCCAAGUUAGAGGAGUACGCCCGAGCGUGCGAGGAGGUGCUUGGGUUGCAGGAUAAACUGUGGGAGCAGGAAGCUAUCAUCGACCAAAUCACAGCUGAGAUCCAAGAGGAGCUGAACCAACGCUGGAUGCAGAGGAGGAAAGAGGAGCAGCAGAGCAGGAGCAGCAGAGGAUCACCGACCAACGCGUCAGAAAAUGUCCUGUUCGUGGAGGAAGACAGGAUCAGAACGCAACUAGAUGCCAGUUUAUACAUCGGUCUGCGCCUCAACGCGGAUUUAGAAGCUAUUAGGAGCGAUUUAGAGCUGUCCCAGCAGAUUUGCUUGGCGAGGGAGAAGGAAAUGAGGGAUUUGCUGGAGAAAGUGAACAGUUUGGACGUGGAGGAGGGGCUGCUGGUUGAUGGAGAGAGAUGCAGCCACGGGAUGGAUGAUAAGAAGAAGCUGAUGAGCACUUUGGAGAGCAAAGGCGGGUGGGUGGAACAAGGCAGAGGGCUGUCCAAGGAUCACAAUGUGAACGACGAGGAUUCAGACACUGGCUUAAGUUCUCUGCACAGUCAGGACUCGGACAGCCUCCCUGUGUGGGAAUCAUUGGUUUAGGAUUUCACUUUUCCUUAAAAAAACAAAAAGUUCUAGUCUCAGGGAUCACAAAGACUAAACAAUAACCCAUCCAUCCAUCCAUCAAUCUAUGCUGUAAUCGUAAAAAGUAUAAAUUUUGCCUAAAGGUGCUUGAAAACUUGUUUUUUUUUCUUUUCCACAAAGGAAAUUGUCUUUUGACGUGAAAAUAAAAGACCACAUUUGUAGAA
Messenger RNA from Oryzias latipes (Japanese medaka), 1674 nucleotides. It is a transcript of the gene rassf10b, whose product is annotated as Ras association domain family member 10b. The record is from RefSeq and is a predicted model, not a curated record. Gene Ontology annotation, biological process: signal transduction. Lineage: Eukaryota; Metazoa; Chordata; Actinopteri; Beloniformes; Adrianichthyidae.